AUGAUGGAAGUUGCCUUCAUGUCCACAGAGGGGGAAGAGGUGUGGUGGCGCUGAGGAGGAGCCGAGGUCCUGCUGCCGUGCCCAAAGUAUGGUCUCAAGCAGCUGUCGAGACCUCAUCACCUCAGACUGGGAUUGGUCUGGUUCUUCAGGAGCCUCUCUGCACUGUGGGAAAGAGUCCAGCAGAAGACCUGGACUCCAGACACCCAGUGGAAAUCAGAGUGAAUAUUUUGAUGCUUAUAAGAUCAGUCUGAAGACAAGAUGUAAAAAUGUGACUGAAGGAACUGAUGAAACAGGAAGUGGAACCCUCCUCAACAGGAUCUACACUGAGCUCUACAUCACAGAGGGACAGAGUGAAGAGGUUAAUACCCAACAUGAGGUGAGACAGCUUGAGACAGCUUCCAAGAUGGAGAUCCUCCAUGACGCUCCAAUCAGGUGCCACAACAUCUUUAAAGCCUUACCUGACCAACAGAAACACAUCAGAGUGGUUCUGACGAACGGCGUCGCUGGCGUUGGAAAAACCUUCUCAGUGCAGAAGUUCACUCUGGACUGGGCAGAGGGCUUGGAAAACCAAGAUGUCAGUCUGCUGGUUCUGCUUUCGUUCAGGGAGCUAAACCUGAUCAAAGAUGAGCAGUACAGUCUUCUCACACUGCUCAAUGUUUUCCAUCCAACAUUACAGAAGGUCACAGCAGAGCAGCUCGCUGUCUGUAAACUUUUGUUCGUCUUUGACGGCCUGGAUGAAAGCAGACUUUCACUGGAUUUCCACAACAAUGAGGUUGUGUCUGACGUCACACAGAAGUCUUCAGUCAACGUGCUGUUGACAAACCUCAUCAAGGGGAAUCUGCUUCCCUCGGCUCUCGUCUGGAUAACUUCCAGACCUGCAUCAGCCAAUCAGAUCCCUCCUGAAUGUGUUGACAGGGUAACAGAAGUACGAGGCUUCACUGACGCCCAGAAGGAGGAGUACUUCAGGAGGAGAAUCAGUGAUGAAGAUCUGUCCAACAGGAUCAUCUCACACAUCAAGACCUCCAGGAGCCUCCACAUCAUGUGUCUAAUCCCAGUCUUCUGCUGGAUCACUGCUACAGUUCUGGUCCACAUGUUGACUACAGACCAGAGAGGAGAGCUGCCCAAGACGCUGACUGACAUGUACUCACACUUCCUGCUGGUUCAGACAAAGAGGAAGAAGCAGAAGUAUGAUGAGGGACAUAAGAAGAGUCCACAGGAGCUUAUGGAGGCUGACAGGGACGUCCUUCUGAAGCUGGGGAGGCUGGCGUUUGAACAGCUGGAGAAAGGAAACAUCAUGUUCUACCAAGAAGACCUGGAGCAGUGUGGUCUUGAUGUCACAGAGGCCUCGGUGUACUCAGGAGUUUGUACAGAGAUCUUCAGAAGAGAGAGUGUGAUCUUCCAUAAAAAAGUCUAUUGCUUCAUUCAUCUGAGCAUUCAGGAGUUUCUGGCUGCAGUCUACAUCUUCCACUGUUACACCAACACGGAGAACGAGACACUGGAGACAUUUCUUGGGAAUGCCUGGGGUAGGUUUCGUAGCUGUGACCCAUCUUUAGAUAUGCUCCUGAGUAAAGCCAUGCAUGAAUCCUUAAAGAGCAAAAAUGGCCACCUGGACCUGUUUGUCCGCUUCCUUCAUGGCCUUUCGCUUGAAUCAAAUCAAAGACUCUUAAGAGGACUUUUAGGCCAGACAGAGAACAAUCCAGAAAGCAUCAAUAAAGAAAUCCACAAUCUAAAGCAGAUGAGCACCUACGAGAUCUCUCCUGACAGAAGCAUCAACAUCUUCCACUGUCUGAUGGAGAUGAACGACCACUCAGUCCAUCAGGAGAUCCAAGAGUUCCUGAAGUUAGAAAACAGAUCAGAGGUGAGACUCUCUGAGAUCCACUGCUCAGCUCUGGCCUACAUGCUGCUGAUGUCCGAGGAGGUUCUGGAUGAGUUGGACCUGAAAUCUUACAGGAUGUCAGAGGAAGGACAACUUAGAUUGAUCCCAGCUGUCAGGAACUGUAGAAAAGCUUGGCUUUCAUGCGGUCGACUUUUUGAGAUUCACUGUGAAGUCUUGGCCUCAGCUCUGAAGUCCAACCCCUCCCAUCUGAGAGAGCUGGACCUGAGUAACAACAAGCUGCAGGAUUCAGGAGUGAAGCUGCUGUCUGCUGGACUGGAGAGUCCAAACUGUAGACUAGAGACUCUGAGAUUAAGUGACUGCUGGCUGACAGAAAGCUGCUGUUCUUCUCUGGCCUCGGCUCUGAAGUCCAAACCCUCACAGUUGACAGAGCUGGACCUGAGUAACAACAAACUGCAGGAUUUGGGAGUGAAGCUGCUGUCAGCUGGACUGGAGAGUUCGCAUUGUAGACUGGAGACUCUCAGUUUGAGGUACUGCAGGCUGUCAGAGAGGAGCUGUUCAGCUCUGGCUUCGGUUCUGAAGUCCAGCAACUCCCAUCUGAGAGAGCUGGACCUGAGUUACAACAAGCUGCAGGAUUCAGGAGUGAAGCAGCUGUCUGCUGGACUAGAGAGUCCACACUGUAGACUGGAGACUCUGAGACUGAGUUUUUGCAGUUUGUCAGAAAGCAGCUGUAGUUUUUUGGCUUCAGCUUUGAAGUCCAACCCCUCCUAUCUGAAAGAUCUGGACCUGAGUUACAACAAGCUGAAGGAUUCAGGAGUGAAGCUGCUGUGUGCUGGACUCGAGAGUCCAUACUGUAGACUGGGGACUCUGAGAUUAACUGACUGCUGCCUGUCAGAGAGCUGCUGUUUGUUUCUGGCCUCGGCUCUGAACACCUCCCACCUGAGAGAACCGGAUCUGAGUAACAACAGAGUAAAGCUGCCGUCUGCUGGACAGGACAGGCGACAGAAACCUUGAAUGCCGGCGGCGGUUUUUAAAGAUGUGAGUAUAAAAACGUCAAACAUCCUAUUUCAUUAUAGAAAGUAACUUUGACACCUUGCAGUGAGGUUCACAAAUUAAAAACAUGCAGUCACAGCCCAACAGAUGCAAGUUCAAUCAAAAUCUGUCUCAUAACUCAGAACCUAGUAAACUAAAUCACAUAUAAACAUCUAUGCAAAUACACAAAAAAAAUCCUUUAAAAAAGAUGCCUGAGAACUUGCUUGAGCAGUUCUGACUCUGUAACAUUGAUCAACACAGUAAACUAUGCUAAUGCUCUCCGUCCACUACAGUCCACACCAAUGAUUUCUGUUUUCUGUUUUCUGUUUUCAGUUUUCAGUUUUCCAAAUAGACUCAGUCUCAUUGACAACAUUUCAGAGGAAAUCGCUCUAUAAGGAACUUUUUGAAGACAAAAUAUUGCUUCAAGACUUCCUAAAGAAUCACAGCAUGAUUGUUCAAAGGCAAACUGCGGACUGAAAGCAGACGAUACGGCAGGAAAUUCAGGGAAUAGGAUGAAACUUUUUAGAGCCUGCAGACCAUCUGGGUUGUCCCAAAGUGGACUCAUCAUCCACUCAAUGUGUCACUUUCAUUAUCACACCUUCUGUCUGGUUUCAUUACCUGUUAUAUGAACUGUAAAUGAGUUACAUUUGUGUGUUUAGUGUUUUAUAUACAGACAAACAUUGGCUGUCAUUUGUUUUGGUGUUGUUGUUGUUAUGAGUUGAUUUAUCUUCAGUUUCUGUAAUUUUUUGUUGUAAUUUUCUUGUUUUGCACAUUUCCUAGAAGCACCUGAGAGAGAGAGAGAGAAAUUCAAAUCAAAGGCCAAAUGAGCUGUUUAUGUUUUUUCUUGAUCAAGAGAGAGCCUCCUCUCUCCUAUUGGAUGCUUGGUAUAGGCUGUUUAUGCAUUGUGUGAGAAUAGUUGGAAUGGACAUCAGGACUUUAUUUACUAUAAAACUUCGUCCCCAUAUGAGGACGCAGGGUUGCAGGAGGCUAUACUACAGCCAGGUUCCUGCCAGGGCCCUGCAGCUCAGAGGAGGAAGAGGAGGAGGAGGAGGAGGAAAAAGAGGAAGAGGCAAUGGAGGAUGACACCUCUCCAUGGAGAUCAUCCUGUGGUCUCCCACACAUGGAGAGUCCCUGCCAUUUGCCCAGAGGACCGUCUGCAGCCAGCCUGGUCCUACAAGCCUGGGGCCAGGUCCAUGGUCAGUAGGAGGAAGAGGAGGAGGAGGAGGAGGAACCACAACCACAGCCAGGGCCCUCCAGAAAGCAGAGGCACAACGCAUAAGGGUUUGGACAAAAGUGUGCCAACCCGUGUCCAUCGAGGGGGUCGAUGCGGAGGUGGUCAGGACCUUUAAAUAUCUGAGGCUGCAGCUGGACGACAAGCUGGACUGGACAAAUAUAGACGCUUUACACAGGAGAGGCCAGAGCCGUCUGUACUUCCUGAGGAGGCUGGGGUCCUUCAACACCCACCACCCUCUGCACAACACCGUCACCAGGCAGAGGAGAGUGUUCAGUGGCAGACUGCUGUCCCAGUCCAGCUCCACCAACAGACUCAAAAACUGUUCCGUCCCCCAUCAGACUGUACAACAGCUCUCAGUAAAGGCAGGGAGGACAAUAGACAAUGGACAAUUUCUACCUGUAUUUGCACUGUUUACUGCAGCUACUGUUAAUAUAUAUAUAUAAUACUUUAUAUUUUAAAUAUCACGGUAAAAGUGAAAACAAAUAUUAAUUAUAUUGUAAUUUUAUUAGACUUUUAUGAGGAACCAUUUUGGGUCCCAAGGUUAAAACUUGUGUUCAUUUUAAAGGUGCCUCAAGGGUUAAAAAUGUAAUCUGAUACAAUUACUAAUUGUAGUCAGUCAUCAAAGUAUCACAGCAUUAAAGUAACUUGAUUAUGUAAAUAAAGAGAAAUGUCAAUAAAAAGUAUUGAUUAACUGUAAAAAAACUGCUUCAAAAAUAAACAUUUAAAAUAAA
Messenger RNA from Dicentrarchus labrax (European seabass), 4831 nucleotides. Its product is annotated as NACHT, LRR and PYD domains-containing protein 12. Lineage: Eukaryota; Metazoa; Chordata; Actinopteri; Moronidae. The transcript has 8 exons. Gene Ontology annotation, molecular function: protein binding. The coding region runs from base 89 to 2848 and encodes 919 amino acids. The record is from RefSeq and is a predicted model, not a curated record.